This is a messenger RNA of Huiozyma naganishii CBS 8797, 372 nucleotides long. It is a transcript of the gene SHG1, whose product is annotated as Shg1p. The record is from RefSeq and is a predicted model, not a curated record. The coding region runs from base 1 to 372 and encodes 123 amino acids. The transcript has a single exon. Lineage: Eukaryota; Fungi; Ascomycota; Saccharomycetes; Saccharomycetales; Saccharomycetaceae.
AUGCCUGACUCUAUUGAUCCAGCUAAGAAACUUGCCGAAAAAUUUAAGCAGCAGGGGUAUCUCGAUCAGUUAAAGAGAGAUGUUUUGACAACCCCAAUAGCAAUGCGCGAAAACGCAUCGCCGCUGGAACAAACUAUCAAAGAUUUGGUCGUUGAAGUGGUUAAAGAUGUUGUUGCGAAUGAUGAAGAUCUUAUAUUUAAGAACAGAGCAGCAACAAGUGCCCAAGUUGAAUCACAAAUUUUUAAAGGUGGAUAUCGAAAGUUGAACGAGGUGGAGAACGGUAUAAACUUAGAAGAGUUCAUCCAGGAAGCUAUCAAAGAUCCAAAACUUAUAGCUUCUAUAAAAACAAACCUAGAGUCGUUAGUAGACUGA